AUGUAUGCUAUGAAACAGACGAUUCUUACUCUUUUCCCUCACUCUCCUCCCUUGCCUCCCCCGGAGGAAAGGGAGCAGUUCCCCGAAAUCCAACAAGAACCAAAUCACCAGCUUCCUGAGCAUCCUGGUGAUCAAGCACCUCAGAAACCAGGACCCUCACCUCAGCAAUCCAAAACGUCUCCCUCCAUUAGUUCGUCUUCUUGGCCUUUUACUUCGUCUGAUUGUUACUUUAUCUGGAAUUUUUUGAAUGACGAAGUGGGGCCUUCACAUAUAACCCCCAGGGAGGGAGGAGAAGCCGGACCAUCAAAAAAAAAUGUAAAUCCAACAGCGUUCGACCAGGAGGUCUCUUCAGCCCUGAACCGAGGGGACCUGCCCACUUCCAACCAGCAGUCGGCUGUUCAGCCGGCGCAUAACACUGGGUGGCACAGCAGAGGAUGCCGGAACCUGAGGAUGACCAUUUAUAUAGGGCCAUUGAUGCUAUCAAUAUGGCCUGUAAAAACAGCCAUGAUAGACAGAGCCCACAUUCUCUUGCAGAAGAAGGAAGGGGAUCAUUCUCGAGGAACCAAAGGAUGUGAAGCGUGCGCUCGAGGUGGCUCUCCAUGA
Molecule: messenger RNA, 603 nt
Organism: Vicia faba (fava bean)
Lineage: Eukaryota; Viridiplantae; Streptophyta; Magnoliopsida; Fabales; Fabaceae
Source: the annotation of a GenBank genome assembly